AUGCCGGAGUUCGAACUGAUUGAUUACAAGAUACACGAGAAGAUCGGUGAAGGUUCAUUUUCCGAGGUGUAUCGGGUAAAGCACAAACGAACCGGACAGUUCUAUGCGGCGAAGAAACUGCUGAAGCUGUAUGUUGACUCGACCGAAGCCCUACAAUGUGCAGAAAUCCAGAUUAUGAAGGCGCUGGAUUACCAUCCCAAUUUGGUCAGCUUCGUCGAUAUAUUGCAUGACGGUGUUAACGGUCACCUCACGCUGGUGAUGGAACUUAUGGACAUGAGUAUGUACGAUUACAUCAAGAAUCGUAAACGCUGUCUGUCGGAGAAACGAGUACGCCGAUUUCUGUAUCAGAUCGUCUGUGGGUUGCACCACCUGCACCGAAACGGGAUAUUCCAUCGUGACAUCAAACCGGAAAAUAUUCUCAUCAAAAUAUCGAAUAAAAUGAGGGAUAAUGAAUUGGUCCAACUCGCGGAUUUCGGUUCGAUCUGCAACGUCAGCCAACAACCGCCAUAUUCUGCGUACAUUUCAACUCGCUGGUAUCGGUCACCCGAGUGUCUGCUCACGUCAGGUUAUUAUGGCCCUAAAAUGGACAUUUGGGCUGUCGGCUGCUGUUUCUACGAAAUGCUAACACUGAAUCCCCUAUUUCCCGGCGAAAACGAAGUGGACCAACUGGAUCGGAUCCAUGCGGUGGUCGGUUCACCUUCUGCUGCGCUCUUAGCUAAAUUUCGUCAUCGGAAUCAGUUGCAGUUUGAGUUCCCGAAACGAAAGCAUGUCGAUCUGAGAUGUCUAGUCCCCCUACUGAGUCACUACGGAGUGGAUGUUUUGAACCGAAUGCUUGCCUACGCCCCGGAUGCAAGAAUCUGUGCCACAAAACUGAAACAGCAUUUGUACUUCGAAGACCUGAACAAAACCAAGCAAACAUCCCGGUUGUCCUCCUCAAUGCAAAGUCUGGACGAUGGUGGCGACGGUCCGCACAAGAAACCGGGUCUUCGGAGGAAGAAUACCAAAAGUUCCGUCAGUAGCACGGAAUCGCUCGAUCGGAAACUGCAGAGCACCGGAAGCAGCGUUAUGACUCGAGCAACCGAUAGCAGCCUCCGAUCGAAAGCCGAGGUCCUAAACUGCAAGCGCACGCUAACGGAAAAAAUGAUCAAAAACAAGAACCUGGAACGAAUGUGGGGUAUGAACCCGUGCCCGGGGAAAACUCGCCUCGGACAGCAAAUAAACAGUACCAGGUUCUGA
Messenger RNA from Sabethes cyaneus, 1236 nucleotides. RefSeq names its product MAPK/MAK/MRK overlapping kinase-like. Gene Ontology annotation, biological process: intracellular signal transduction; protein phosphorylation. NCBI's taxonomy places the organism in Eukaryota, Metazoa, Arthropoda, Insecta, Diptera, Culicidae. Bases 1 to 1236 code for a protein of 411 amino acids. Gene Ontology annotation, cellular component: cytoplasm; nucleus. Gene Ontology annotation, molecular function: ATP binding; protein serine/threonine kinase activity. The transcript has 6 exons. The record is from RefSeq and is a predicted model, not a curated record.